GAUUUCUUCUGCCAUCAGAUGUCUUUCUGCUUGACUGAACUGCACCUGUGGUCUUUGAAGAAUACCUUACACAUUGGGGAUAGAGACAUAGGGAUCUACCAGUAUUAUGACAAGAAAGACCCACCAGUAUCAGUGACAGAGCAUGGUAACUUAGAAGAAAAGCAGAAGCUGGCAGAAUCACGAGAUUAUCCGUGGACACUCAAAAAUAGACGCCCAGAAAAACUUCGAGACUCACUCAAGGAGUUGGAGGAAUUGAUGCAAAACAGUCACUGUGUGCUGAGCAAAUGGAAGAACAAAUAUGUCUGUCAGCUCCUCUUUGGUUCAGGUGUGCUGGUGUCCCUAAGCCUCUCUGGGCCACAGCUGGAAAAAGUGGUGAUUGACAGGAGCCUGGUGGGGAAGCUCAUCUCCGACUCCAUCAGUGAUGCUCUUCUCACAGACAACUUUAUCAUCUUAUCAUUUUUGACACAAAACAAACUAUGUUUUAUUCAGUUUACCAAGAAGAUGGGUUCUCCUGAUACAAACAAAAGACUGGAAAAACUCUCAGCCUUGGAUUAUAAGAUUUCCUAUUACGAGAUACCUGGCCCAGUAAACAGGACAACAGAGCGUCGUCUAGCUAUCAAUUGUGUUCAGGAUAUAGUUGCUUGCUGGUGGCCACUGGUCAGUGAUGAUGCUUGGCCUUGGGCCCCCAUUUCUCCUGAGAAGGACAGAGCCAAUCUGCUGCUCCUAGGUUAUGCUCAAGGAAGACUGGAGGUUCUGAGUUGUGUCCGCACAGAAUGGGAUCCACUGGAUAUUCGCUUUGGCACCAAACAGCCUUAUCAGGUGUUGACAGUGGAGCGCUCCAUCAGUGUAGACAAAGAGUCCAUGGCUGACAGCUGCAUCUACGAAUACGUUCGGAACAAAAUCCAGUGUAUAUCAGUAACCAGAAUACCACUAAGAUCAAAGGCCAUUAGCUGCUGCAGGAAUGUUACUGAAGACAAACUGAUUCUGGGCUGUGAAGAUUCUUCAGUGAUUCUUUAUGAAACUCACCGUAGAGUAACUCUCUUAGCCCAGGCUGAACUUUUGCCUUCAUUAAUAAGCUGCCACCCAAGUGGCGCCAUUCUACUAGUUGGCAGCAACCAAGGGGAGCUUCAGAUUUUUGAUAUGGCUUUAUCCCCUAUUAACAUCCAGCUCCUGGCUGAAGACCGCUCACCCAGGGAGAUUCUGCAGUUCAAUAAAUUCUUUGACAUUUCCAGCAGUCUUGUUCAAAUGCAGUGGAUAGCUCCUCAGGUGGUUUCUCAGAAGCCAGAAUGUGGGGACAUCUAUGAUCUCCUCUUCCUCAGGUUUGACAGAGGACCUUUGGGUGCACUUUUGUUUAAACUUGGUAUCUUCACACGAGGACAGCUGGGCCUGACAGAUACCAUUUUCCAUCACAUUCACUGUGAUGAGAUCUAUGAGGCAAUAAACAUCCUGAGCAGUAUGAACUGGGACACUCUGGGUCACCAGUGCUUUAUCAGCAUGAGUGCCAUUGUAAACCAUCUUCUUAGACAAAAACUCACUCCAGAGAGAGAAGCACAGCUUGAGGCAAGCCUUGGAACCUUUUAUGCUCCAACAAGACCACUCCUGGAUACAACUAUAUUGGAAUAUAGAGACGAAAUCAGCAAAUAUGCAAGAAGAUUCUUCCAUCACUUGCUCAGGUACCAGAGAUUUGAAAAGGCAUUUCUGUUAGCUGUUGACAUUGGUGCUCGUGACCUGUUUAUGGACAUCCAUUACUUUGCACUAGAUAAGGGUGAAUUGGCACUAGCUGAAGUGGCAAGAAAAAGAGCUAGUGACAUUGAUGCAGAAUCAAUAACCUCUGGAGUUGAACUCCUGGGGCCUUUGGACAGAGGAGAUAUGCUAAAUGAAGCUUUUGUUGGCCUAUCUUUAGUUCCUCAAGGAGAAGACACAUUUCCAGAUAACCUCCCUCCCUUUUGUUCAAUCCAUAAACAUAUUAUUCAACAAAGAACACUGAAUGUCUCUUCUAAUAGACAAGUACUUGACGGAAGAAAUGAACUUGAAAAAGACACCUGUGCUGAAUCUUUGACGCCUAAGACCUGUAAUAAAGAAGGAGAAAUGAGAGAAGACUGCAUAGAACAGGAAAUCGGAGAUGGUGGUUCUCUCAGAAUGGUUCACUUUGGCUUGGUGUAAACAAUAAAAAAACUUCCUUUUUACUUAAAAAAAA
Messenger RNA from Neomonachus schauinslandi (Hawaiian monk seal), 2197 nucleotides. It is a transcript of the gene WDPCP, whose product is annotated as WD repeat containing planar cell polarity effector. Lineage: Eukaryota; Metazoa; Chordata; Mammalia; Carnivora; Phocidae. The record is from RefSeq and is a predicted model, not a curated record. Gene Ontology annotation, molecular function: protein binding. The coding region runs from base 19 to 2163 and encodes 714 amino acids. Gene Ontology annotation, biological process: nervous system development; cilium organization; establishment of protein localization. The transcript is spliced from 17 exons. Gene Ontology annotation, cellular component: axonemal basal plate.